Molecule: messenger RNA, 2957 nt
Organism: Pipra filicauda (Wire-tailed manakin)
Lineage: Eukaryota; Metazoa; Chordata; Aves; Passeriformes; Pipridae
Gene: LRRC39
Product: leucine rich repeat containing 39
Exons: 11
Coding region: 1255-2274 (339 amino acids)
Molecular function (GO): protein binding
Source: RefSeq, a predicted model, not a curated record
GCACAGGUAUUCUUUAUCAAAUUAUAAAUGAAGAGGCCAUAUUUAUUCAAAUGCUUACUGAUAACAAUAAUUCAUAACUAUCAGGACCUUAAUACUCUCUAGAAUAUCCUGUAUUUUUAUAAGCUGAAAGUAGUUUCAGUCCCUAAUGCUUUCCAGUUAUUUUUGUUUCUUAUAGAAAGCAUCUGUCCGUUAAAACCAAGUGAGAAAGAAAGAAAGAGAAAACAAAUUAAAAAAGAAGGAUCUUGUUUUGUUAUUCUUACAUUAGGUAAGACUGACAGUAAGCUGAACGUGUUCCAAAAGCUUGCACUGUGUUAUUGAUCUUCAGGUACUAUCAUUUACCAGAUUAAUCAGAUUCAACAAAGAGUGGACAUUAAAAAAUAUUAUGUAAGAUAAGGCUUUCCUAAACUCAGAUACGAGGCACAUAAUGAAUAGGUUUGAGUUAACGGCUUCAAAACAGAAAACAGUUACAUGGCUUUAAGGUGAACUAACAGAUGAGGAUUGUGCUGGUGAUUUAAUGGGAGAUAGGAAGAAAACCAUUGGAUAUAAAUACCUUCUAGAAACCUAAGCUGCAAACAGACACAAGAAAAGAGAGUUAUAUAGCCUUAAAAAUGAAUCUGACGCACAAAAUGGACAUUUUCUCCUUUCUUUAGAUAUAUCAAACCCAGGAGCAUUCUCCAGAAGUGUAGACCAAAGUUGUCUAUUGCAUUUAGCUGUGAAAAUGUGAGACAGGCUAUCAGAGGUAGAAUCCCUGCUAUCCUUGAUGCUGGGAGUGAGCAAGAGGAAAGCUGGUAAUGUAGGAGGGGGAGCAUGGAGCAUCCAUGUAAGGUGCUAUUUAUAUUUCUAUUGUGGUAUAAGGGUCUUUUAUAUAAAGGUCAUUUCUUGCAAAGUUUGACUAAUAUAUCAUGCUUAUCACCUAAUUCAUUUUUAUCAGAUUUAUUUAUUCCUAAUAAAAAAAUAAAGCCACAAAAAUUGUAAUAUUGUUUUUAUUUGUGAAUUUCACGCAGGCAAUGCUGUACAGGUGAUUCAAACUAUUUCUUCUGAUCUUGGAACAUAUGGUACUCAAGGCUACUAAAAGAGCACAGCCUAAUGGCUGCUUUCCUGCAAGCAUAUUGUUGUGGACUAUUUGAAGAAAUAGAAUGUUAAAAAUGUUUCAUGGUUGGAAGCAUGAAAAGGGAAAGCAAUGAGUCACAGAAAAUCCUUGAAACCACCAAAUAAUUGAGAUUCCUGGGACUGCAUUUGAACAUGUAAAGGAUCAUGGCUGAAACUGCAGUUUGCCUUGGCACAUUCACUGCUGUGAAGACACUUUGGGAAGUGAGAAUACACAAGAUAAAUGAAGAAUUACAGAAAGAAAAGGAAUUCAGGCAGAGGUCUGCAGGAAGGCUACUGCUUGUCUGGGAGGAAAGAGCUGCUUUGGCAAAGCUCAAAGAAAGAGUUAUUAAUGAAGAUGGAAGAGCAAUUUUAAGGAUAGAGGAAGAAGAAUGGAAGACACUACCUUCGUGCUUAUUGAAACUAGUCCAUCUCCAGGAAUGGCAGCUUCAUAGAACUAGUCUGCAGAAAAUUCCUCAAUUUAUUGGAAGAUUUCAGAGUCUUGUUGUUCUGGAUCUAUCCCGGAACUCAAUUGAAAGUGUACCUAAGGAAAUUGGCCAGCUGACCAGCCUCCAAGAGCUGCUUCUCAGUUACAAUAGAAUAAAGUCUGUUCCAAAGGAAAUAAGUAACUGCAUCAGUCUGGAAAGAUUGGAACUGGCUGUCAACAGGAAUAUCUGUGAUCUUCCUCCUCAGCUCAGUGAUUUAAAGAAGCUUUCACACAUAGAUUUGUGCAUGAAUCAGUUUACUACCAUCCCUUCAGCUCUCCUCAACAUGCCACAUCUAGAAUGGUUAGAUAUGGGGGGAAAUAAACUCCAGGAGCUUCCUGAUGCAAUUGACAGAAUGGAAAAUCUCCACACUUUAUGGCUCCAAAGGAAUGAGAUAAACUCUUUGCCAGAAACCAUUUGUAAUAUGAAAAAUCUUAGUACUCUUGUUCUUAGCAACAACAAGCUUAAGGAUAUUCCAGCUUGUAUGAAGGAUAUGACAAAUCUGAGAUUUGUCAACUUCAGAGACAACCCACUGGAGCUAGAGGUAACCCUCCCUCCGUGUGAGGAUACAGAGGAGGAGGAGCAGCAGGAAAUGUUCGGCAUUGACUUCAUGCACAUGUAUAUCCAAGAGUCCCUCAAGAAAACAGGAAAUCUGGAAAGUUGUACUUCUGAUCCUCCUCCGAUCAUAAAUCCUAAUGAAUAAAGAAUGUAACUGAGAAUGGAAGACAAUACCAAGUAUACUUCUUCCCAGCAAAGAGGCCUACAACAGGUGUCAAAUAUUCUUAGGGAUUUUAUUUUUCCACUGAUGAGAACUGGUUUGCAUAUGUGUAAUUCCCAGUGACACUGGGAAAUAUAAGACCUUUUCCUGGGUACAGGAAAGACUAAAACAUUUUUUUUUGUAAACACUGAAUUAGCUUUUUAAAAAAAUCCAGAUAAGUUUUUUAGGUUUUUUUUUCCCCUAACAAUUCCAAAUUAUCUCCUGUCAUGUAGUUGGCUCUGUUAUCAAAAAUGGACUUGGGACAGCUGUCAACAGGACAUUCUCCAAGGAUACAGCAGACUCUGUGUAAUACUGUAGUGCAGCCUUGUAUCCUUGUUGUUGUAAAUAUUCAAUCCGUCCGUGAUCAAUCAGCCGUUUACAGAGGCAACCUAUCUCCUUUCGUUCUUCAACAGUAAGUAUCCUAGUGAAUAAAAGGGAGGAAAAGAAUGAACAACAUCUGUCAGAGGAAUAGUUUGGUUAGUUAACAUUAGUAGUUAAACUCAGAGAAACUACUGAAAUCACUGUAAGUUCAUUUCAGUCAGGCAACUGUGACUCUUGAUAUAUUUUGAAAUGUACAUCCAUAAAACCUGUAUUUUUAAAGUAAAGUAUUUCUGUAAGUUCAGUAAUAA